Molecule: messenger RNA, 169 nt
Organism: Funneliformis geosporum
Lineage: Eukaryota; Fungi; Glomeromycota; Glomeromycetes; Glomerales; Glomeraceae
Source: the annotation of a GenBank genome assembly
AUGGAUGGGGUGCUCGUUCGACAACCGCCAGGUACGAUCGGCGUGAUUGUGGCGCCCGAUAUGAAUCGAUUUACGGUCGGGACUAGGGAGACAGCAAGGACGUCACCCUUCGAAAUAAUUUUGACGACUCGAGAGUUCUUGGUUCGUGAGCUGAGAGUAGCUGCCGCUG